UCGACGCUCAUUUUCAGCGUCAAAACAGGUAACAUGAUCCAAAUUGACGAAUAGCAAGCAUCAAUUUUGAUCAGGUGACCUGUUUUGACUCUGAAAGUGAGCAUUCAGCGUUUGCAUGAAAAAACAGUCUAAUAUCGAGACGAAUGAAGCAAAAUGACAAAAUGAGUCAUAAAUAUAGAUAUACCAAGAUCCAAAAAACAAUGAUGCAUUACGUGCGAUUUCAGUGUGCCUUUUUUCUUGAGGAAGCAAACUUUCUUAAUCUUCAUUUAUUUAAAAUGGAUGACGAAGAAAUAAUACAAUUGCGUGCUCUGAAAAAACAACUCCUGGAAAAGGUUACUUAUUUGGAAAACAGGUUGAAGAAUCAAGAAGAAAAUGGACAUAAAAAAUCAAUCGAUUUCAACACCACGCUGUUUCCUGAUGAACAUGAACUGUCAGAAUCCUCAUCUACCAAGUACAAAGCUAAAUUAUGUGAAAUUACAGCUAAAGUCACAGGAAUAACAUUCGAAAAUGUCGAUAGAAAAUUGUUACGUGAUGAUAUUUAUAUAUAUACAGCUGAAGUAAUAACAAAAACAAUCUCCUUUAAUAUUGAAUUAACAGUGAUUUUGAAGCAUUUAAAUGAUGAUUUUAAAAUCAAGAAGAUAAUGUCUUAUUUUAAUAAAAAUAAAUAUCAUUAUUGCAUAUUGGAAAUAUCCCCUUGGUUUCAGAAAAUUACAAAUAUGACAAACUUUUCUCUUCUUAUGUCUACACUUUCUGAUUACAAUGCAAAGAAUAUCUUUAGAUCUAAAAUUCUACAAAGUUUAGAAAUACAGAAAUAUGCAAGCUCUGAGCAAUAUACUCAGGAAAAUGGAGGUAUAUUAGUAUAUGUACAUUCAUCUGUAGAUACAGAGAAAAGCUAUGUGAUAUUUCAAUGGACAAUGAAAUUUUCGGACCUAACGUGGCAGAUUGAACAUUUCUUUACAGUAAAAUCUACAGACAUAG
Messenger RNA from Atta colombica, 978 nucleotides. RefSeq lists its product as uncharacterized. The record is from RefSeq and is a predicted model, not a curated record. The annotation marks the transcript as partial. Lineage: Eukaryota; Metazoa; Arthropoda; Insecta; Hymenoptera; Formicidae. The transcript has 5 exons.